This is a messenger RNA of Hyaloscypha bicolor E, 807 nucleotides long. Its product is annotated as NAD(P)-binding protein. Lineage: Eukaryota; Fungi; Ascomycota; Leotiomycetes; Helotiales; Hyaloscyphaceae. The transcript has 3 exons. Gene Ontology annotation, cellular component: cytoplasm. The record is from RefSeq and is a predicted model, not a curated record. Gene Ontology annotation, molecular function: oxidoreductase activity, acting on the CH-OH group of donors, NAD or NADP as acceptor. The coding region runs from base 1 to 807 and encodes 268 amino acids.
AUGAAAAUAUCUAUCGUAACUGGUGCUGCAUCUGGAAUCGGAUUCGCACUUGCGAAGCACCUAAUAGCUCGUGGUUUUCGUGUUGUGUUGGCCGAUAUUGACGACCUGAAAGGCAAGAAAGCCCAAGAAGAUCUUGGCCCAGAUGCACUCUUCCUCCACUGCGAUGUCUCUGACUGGGAUUCGAGUGCAGCGAUGUUCAAGAAAGCCUAUGAAUGGGGUGGGCGGAUCGAUUUCUUUGCGGCCAAUGCUGGGAUUGAGGAGCGGGAGUCUGUGUAUUGGCUGCCAACUUCUGAGGAAGAGCUCAAAAGGCCCGAUCUUGGCACCAUUGAAGUAGAUCUCAAUUCGGUCUUCUUCGGGUUGCGUCUGUUCAGAUACUAUGCGCGCAAGAGCGCGACUGGCGACGGUGGUAGGAUGGUGGUUUCGUGCAGUAUGGCGGGAAUCUAUCCCAUGUAUCUGGCCCCUUCUUACAGCGCAGCAAAGCAUGCAAUAGUUGGGCUCGUCCGGUCUGUAGCGCCUAAAAUCCAUCGAGACGAGAACAUCACGCUCAAUGCCAUUGCUCCCGGGCCAGUGGACACUGGAAUCAACCCAAAUAUGCACUUGGUAGUGCCACCAGAACACAUGACGCCGAUGAAGACCGUUUUGGACGCGUUCGACAGGUUUCUCGAGGAGGAUGUCACUGGCCAGAUCGCUGAGUGUGCGAGCGAUGGCAUCUACAUGCGCAAACCAAUUGAAUUCGCAAAUGGCAGCGCAAAGUUCUUGAAUGAGGACAUGUUCAAUGAGGAGAAGUUCAUCCGAAAACCACGGUAA